Messenger RNA from Apiotrichum porosum, 1065 nucleotides. RefSeq lists its product as uncharacterized. NCBI's taxonomy places the organism in Eukaryota, Fungi, Basidiomycota, Tremellomycetes, Trichosporonales, Trichosporonaceae. The transcript is spliced from 2 exons. Bases 1 to 1065 code for a protein of 354 amino acids. The record is from RefSeq and is a predicted model, not a curated record.
AUGUCGACUGCAACUGCACCCUCCAGCGCCGGCAAUGACCCUCCCAUCAAGACAAUCGACGUCGAUGCGUUCCCCCAUAUCCUGGACAGCAUCCUCUCAUACACAGAAUGGCACGACCUUUUCAAGUGGCGCCAAACUUCUCGCUCCAUCUGCGCUCGCAUAGACCAGAUCACCACGACCCGCCUCGAUGUGCGCGAGGACUUCAACUGGCUGCGCAUCAGUUGCCUCGCCUCUCCCUACGGUAGUGUCCCUGCACUCUGCGACCACAUGUAUCGAUGGCAUCAUGGAGCUGAAGCCCUCAACCGGCAAGAGGAUGACCUCCGUGACCGCAUGUUUUCCACGCUGGUGACGACCAAGGUACUGGACGUGUACAGCCCACUCGCUGCGUCCGAGGCCUUGGGCCGUCCCAUUCCUGACCACCCUGGAAAGUUCAGCCGCUUGACACACGUUCGCCUGCACCCCUCUCAGCGUGGUGAUUUCAGUCAUCAUUGCCUUGCUUUCACAGCUCCUACCCUGGUCGUGUUUUGCAACAUGAACGUCCGCGUCCUGUUGCACAAACAUGAGUUUCCUUCGGGUGGACUCCUCAGAUUGCUGCCCACAACUUUCAUUCCAAGGGCCACAUCAAAGCUUGUUCUCAACAUCACAUACGUCCAACUGGCCUAUCAUUUUGACAAGGCUCUGUGGGAUGAUAACGACGUUAUUCCUGUAACGGUCGCGGAAAUUGUCUUCGUCUUCAGCAACUGCGGCCCGAAGCCAAGAGGGCAGCCCGAUUGGGCAUUUGAUCAGAACGUUGAGGAGCUGCGAAAAUGGCUUGUCAAGUUUGUUCUGCACACUGUUGCCACUGGCCGCCGAGACGUCGUCUUUGUGGACUUUGAAAAGGUCGAUUUCAAGUGGUGGAACAAGCGGAAGAAGCAGACCCUCGACCCCAAACAAAUCCAAGAAUGCCAGGACGUGUAUGAACUCGCCUGUAAGCGCAUCAAGUCUAUUGAAUUUGUCACUUUGGCCGAGUACGCGACUCGUCUCGCGCCCGGACAGCUGAAACUCGAGACUCGGGAGGACUUGUAA